AGUAGUAUUACUAGUAAUAACCUGGCUAUCAAAACUGGAGUAGGCAACUCUGUCCGUUGAUGCAACACAUUUUAAGGAAAUUAUAAAAUAAAUAUAAAAAAUCGUUGAAACCCUGCCAUGCUGACUCUAAAGACAGUCUCGCAGCUUUUCAAGCAAACCCUUACAGCGGGCAACAUAGCAAUUGUGAACACAGCCGGCCUUAAAUAUUUCGCCCCGCCCAUCAAAUAUCAGAAUGUGGAGCAGCCGGAGAGACCCAAGCUGAGAAUCAUGGAACGCCAGCCACAACUUCCGCCGAACAUCCGUCCGCCUAAGAUGCAGAAACGUCUACGCUACAUGCGCGGUCCGGAGAUGGUUCACAACACCUUGCUCCACAAACAGUACGCAAUUGUAGCCACCGGGGGUGGACGCCUACGAUGGGGGCACUACGAGAUGAUGCGACUGACUAUCGGUCGCAAGAUGAACACUAACACCAUGUUUGCAACGUGGCGUGUCCCAGCUCCCUGGCAGCCGAUUACGAAGAAGGGUCAGGGCCAGCGAAUGGGCGGUGGCAAGGGGGCCAUUGACCACUAUGUUACCCCCAUUAAGGCCGGUCGUGUCAUUGUUGAGAUCGCCGGCAAGUGCGAGUUCGUCGAGGUAAAGCAGUUUCUGCAGCAGGUGGCAAACCAGCUACCGUUCCAGGCCACAGUCGUUUCCCAGGAGAUGCUUGAUGAGCAGAGCGCCGCCGAGGAAGAGCACGCCCGCCUGAACCAGAAUCCCUUCACCAUGAAGUAUGUAAUCCAAAAUAACCUCAACGGCUGCCAUCGGUGGCUUUCGCCUGUGGAUCAUAAAUGGUUCGGCAAACACCUGUAGACUUAAGUUGUUCUCCUAAAAAUAUAGCAAUUCUUGUUAAUUUGUUUCAAAUCCA
Messenger RNA from Drosophila eugracilis, 904 nucleotides. RefSeq names its product 39S ribosomal protein L16, mitochondrial (gene mRpL16). The record is from RefSeq and is a predicted model, not a curated record. The transcript has 3 exons. Lineage: Eukaryota; Metazoa; Arthropoda; Insecta; Diptera; Drosophilidae. Gene Ontology annotation, biological process: mitochondrial translation. Gene Ontology annotation, cellular component: ribosome; mitochondrial large ribosomal subunit. The coding region runs from base 118 to 849 and encodes 243 amino acids. Gene Ontology annotation, molecular function: rRNA binding; structural constituent of ribosome.